This is a messenger RNA of Drosophila eugracilis, 1457 nucleotides long. RefSeq lists its product as uncharacterized. The transcript is spliced from 4 exons. NCBI's taxonomy places the organism in Eukaryota, Metazoa, Arthropoda, Insecta, Diptera, Drosophilidae. Bases 57 to 1286 code for a protein of 409 amino acids. The record is from RefSeq and is a predicted model, not a curated record.
AACAGUGCGUAUACUUGUGCUACGAUUUAUCGAAAAACCAAUAAAGAUUAUCUACAAUGGCGACCAGUAAGAUUCCGGAUUGGGUAACUGCAGACUUAUUUGAAGAUGUACUCAAGGCAAGUGUGGAGGGAUACUCGAAAGUCAAGAGCUUCAAGGCAGACAUUGGAUCUGCGGCGGGUGAAAACUAUGCCACUAUUAUGCUGCGGGUUAAGAUCGAAGUUGAGCUGAAGGAUGGCAAAACGAAACCGGUCUCGUAUAUGGUCAAGCUACCCCAUCAACUAGAGAUGUUUCAGGAGAUGAUGAAGCGGACCAACAUCUUUGACAUUGAGCGUUCCAUGUACAAUGAGGUGGUCCCUGAAAUGGAAGCACUUUACAAGGACGCGGGAGUAGAUAUUACUUUCGGCGCCAAGAGCUACGAUCUUAAGAAUGCCAAGAGUGAUUAUGUGGCUUUGGAGGAUCUGGGAAUUAAAGGAUUCAAGAAUGCCAAUCGUCUCGAAGGACUUGAUCAAGCUCACACCGAAAGAGUUCUCCAAAAGCUGGCACAAUGGCAUGCUGCAUCCGCCGUGCGAGUGGCCAUUAAGGGGCAGUAUCCUGACAUCCUCUUGCAUGGCUUCUUUAAAGAGGAUACUAAACCGAUGAUGACGGAAAUGAUGAAAGGAAUGGGUGCCAACUUUCUUAAAAGUUGUGUUACCUACGAGGGCUAUGAGGUUUUUAUAGACAAAGUCAAAGCCAUUCAACCUGUAUAUGUCGAUAGGGUUUUCGAGUCAGCAAAGAGCGAUCCCAAUGAGUUCAAUGCACUUAACCAUGGCGAUUCCUGGUCAAAUAAUAUUAUGUUCCAGUACGAUGCCUUUGGAAAGAUCAAGGAGGUCUACAUGGUCGACUACCAGUUGCCCAGAUACGGAAGCGUGGCACAGGAUCUGUUAUACUUCUUGAUUUCAUCCACAAAGUUGGAGGACAAGGUCUCAAAGUUUGAUUACUAUAUCAAAGUUUAUCAUGACAACCUGGUAGAACACCUCAAGAUUCUAAAAUACUCAAAGACCAUUCCCAGCCUGCGAGAUAUUCAUCUGUCGCUCUUCAAACAUGGAUUCUUUGGUUAUACAGUGGCCACCGGUGUUAUGGCCGCCGUACUCUUGGAUCCUACGGAAUCUGCCAGCUUUGAGAAUUUCGUGGGUGAUACCGAGGCAGGUGUGGAUUUCCAGAUGCAGCUAUACAACAGUCCCAGAUACCGCAAACACAUCCAGGUAGUAAUGCCCUGGCUGCUAAAUCGUGGUGGUUUGGAUGUCUAGAACACCGAAACUAAACAAUUUCUAAUAUUACACAAGAAAAAUACAAAUUUAGUCAGAAUUUAGUGCAUUCCCGUGAUAGCGCUAUCUGUAUCUUUUGGCGAUAAUGGCUUUGAGUAUUAGUAAACGUAAAAUUUUGAACGAUAAACAAGUUCAAUCAAUUAACAAAAUUCA